This is a messenger RNA of Achroia grisella, 1429 nucleotides long. RefSeq names its product E3 ubiquitin-protein ligase MARCHF1-like. The record is from RefSeq and is a predicted model, not a curated record. Bases 79 to 1365 code for a protein of 428 amino acids. Gene Ontology annotation, molecular function: zinc ion binding; ubiquitin-protein transferase activity. The transcript is spliced from 5 exons. NCBI's taxonomy places the organism in Eukaryota, Metazoa, Arthropoda, Insecta, Lepidoptera, Pyralidae. Gene Ontology annotation, biological process: protein ubiquitination.
UAAAAACUGCAUCAUUUGUACAAUACCUAUUUGUUUUCAUAUUAUUUAUUAUAAAAUACAAAUGUCUAUCUAAUUUUAAUGGACAAUAAAGCAAAAGAUGAAACAGACGAAGAAUCUACGAGUAUUGAGGAUAAUCUAAUUAAAAGUGAAAAUAAUAAGGAACAUUCUGUACAAUUAGGAGAUGAUGCUGGACCUUCGGGAUCGACAUCUCUACCUGGAGCUGUGCCAGAUAUCCUUAGACCUGCUUUUCAGGCUAAGCCAGGCCUAUCUAAAUCCGAACACAGCCUAAGAAAAAUUAUAACCAAUAAAGACGUAGCGGAUGCUUUAAAAUCACUCAAUUUUGGUACACCAAGCGAUAUCAAAAAAGGCAUAAAUGUAAAAGAACUCGAAAUAUCAAUACUGGAUAAAAAACAAAAUACAAAUAAAGAUGACACGACCAGUUUUAUAGAUCUAAAAAAAUUUAUGGCCUCUUGUUUCAAAAUGAACAAAGACGGGCCUAAUACUGUAAUGAUAGGCGAAAUUCCUGUCUCUCAUAAUUUACAAUCAAUUCCUACAAUAAAUAAUGAAGUUGUUCAACAAGUACCAAAUACCAGUUGUAAUGACGUUCAAACGCAAAAUUUCUCUGUAACAAACAUACCAAAUGAAGUGAUCGUAACAAACACAGGUCCAGUUGAGCUGAAACAAUCCAAAGUUGGUUCAGAUAAAAAGAAAACAUCCGGAAGUUUAUCGGAGCGAUCUGAUUUUUGCUUAGCGCAAAGAGAUUCACUCUCAAGCAUUGGUUCAAAUGUUUGCAGGAUUUGUAUGACACGUGGACGGGAAAGAUUAAUCUCGCCUUGCAAUUGUAAGGGAUCAUUGGCAAAUGUCCAUUUGAGCUGUUUGGAAAGAUGGUUGAACCAAGUAGGAAGGAAUCACUGCGAAUUGUGUGGAUUCAGUUAUCCCGCAAUUCGUACUCCGAGGUAUACAGUGCUGCAAGCAUUGCGACUAUGGUUUGGGAACCCGCGGAAUAGGAGCCAUUUGCAGUCGGACUGCCUCAUAUUCUGGCUCCUAUCCACCGUAACAGCUGGCCUACUCGCGGUAUGCAUCGUUGGCACACAGUACUUUGUAAUCGAGGGCAACAAAUUUGGUAAGCUAGCUGCAGGUGCUAGAAAAGAGGAAGGCAUUUCACACAGGAUCACAGAAACAGCAAUGGACUUUUUCAUGGCGAUAGUGCUCUGUGGUUAUUCAGUUACCGUCUACCUACUGUGGAAGGACCAUUAUGUUAUGUGGAACAGAUGGAGGAGGGCCAACGUGAAUGUUAGACUACUCCUCUCGCCAGACGCUAAUCCAGUGCCUUUCGUGCCUAGGCCUAGAUAUAACAUUGUUUAAUUAUAACCAGUGUCUUAAAUAAAAGUGCUCAUACAUAAUGAUGUUGGGUAGACAAUUAUUUAUU